Messenger RNA from Hymenoscyphus albidus, 1308 nucleotides. NCBI's taxonomy places the organism in Eukaryota, Fungi, Ascomycota, Leotiomycetes, Helotiales, Helotiaceae. The record is from the annotation of a GenBank genome assembly.
AUGCAAUCACCUUCCAACCCCCCCGCAAUCGAUAUUUCAACCAUCCUCGCGACCUCCAAGCCAGAUCUCAAGCCAUACGAAGACCUGUACCGGCACCUCCACAAGUUUCCCGGAAUCUCACUCCAAGAACAUCGAGCUGCAGAAACAGCAGCCAAAUACCUUCGCGACCUCGAUGGCUUCGACGUGCGCACCAAUAUUGGAGGAACAGGAUUGAUUGGUAUACUGAAGAAUGGGGAGGGAAAGACAGUUCUCCUCCGCGCAGAUACCGACGCCCUUCCAGUAGAGGAAUUGACGGGUCUUCCCUAUGCGAGUAAGAAGAGGGAGGUAGAUAUCGAAGAUGGCAUUGAGAAGCCCGUGAUGCAUGCCUGCGGACACGACGUCCACACCACCUCCAUGUUGGCAGCUGCAAAGGCGCUACAUACUUCGAGAGAGCAUUGAAAAGGGACUUUGAUCACUCUAUUCCAGCCGAAUGAAGAGCGAGGCGGCGGAGCGAAAGCCAUGAUUGCCGAUGGCCUUUAUGAUCCGAAGAAACAUGCUUGUCCUAUUCCAGAUGUCGUUCUUGGACAACAUGUUUGGCCUGCAGAAGCUGGAACAAUUGGUACACGACCUGGUAUUUUUGGUUCUGCGGCCGACAGUUUCCGUGUUACGGUUUACGGAAGAGGUGGGCAUGCAAGUCAGCCUCAUACGACGAUAGAUCCUGUCGUUAUGGCAGCGCAUAUCAUCGUACGACUCCAAACGAUUGUCUCUCGAGAGGUAAAUCCUCGGGAAGGGGCUGUUGUUACGGUGGGUAGUGUACAGUCUGGUACGACGGAAAACAUCAUCUCCAGCGAGGCAACUAUCAAGAUCAAUGUCCGCACUGUAACACCAGAAACGAGGAUCAAAGUCCUAGCUGCAAUCAAGCGAAUCGUAAAAACCGAAUGCGAAGCAAGUGGUGCACCAAAGGAACCUCUUUGGGAGCCAACGAGUUCCUUCCCAUUCACAUUGAACGAUGAAGCGGUUACCAAAACCAUCGCAACAGCUUUCACCAAGCAAUUCGGCGAUAAAUAUGACCCCGAAGCUCCAGUUCUAGGUGCUUCCGAAGAUUUUGCUAUCCUCGCAACAGAGGCCCCGAAUAAAAAUGGUGGAAAGGGAGUUCCUUACACCUAUUGGACUUUUGGUGGUACUGACCCUGAGAAACUCAGGAAAGCGAAGGAUUCGGGGGAUUCUAUUCCCAUGAAUCAUAGUCCUUAUUUUGCACCUGUGAUACAACCCACGCUGAGCACGGGCGUGGAUGCGUUAAUUGUUGUUGCUCUGAGUUAUUUGGCGUGA